Phacochoerus africanus (Common warthog) is the source of this 10063-nucleotide messenger RNA. It is a transcript of the gene RBM33, whose product is annotated as RNA binding motif protein 33. Gene Ontology annotation, molecular function: RNA binding. Lineage: Eukaryota; Metazoa; Chordata; Mammalia; Artiodactyla; Suidae. The transcript is spliced from 19 exons. The record is from RefSeq and is a predicted model, not a curated record. The coding region runs from base 557 to 4234 and encodes 1225 amino acids.
CGCGCGCCGCACAGUCGGGACACAGAAAGCAAGCUCCGGCCCCAUUACCGGGCGCGGGAUCUCCUCCCUCACUCUUCCAACGGGACCUCCGCCAGCCGUAAAGCUCGGCGCCAACUGCUGCAAAGCGACUCACGACAGAGCCCGGGGCCGAACUACGGCGGGCCGCCGCCCCCGCCCCCCUUCAAACAUUGGGGUUUCUGGAGCGGAACGAGGCGGCCGCGGGUGUGUUUGCCUUCCGCCCUCGGCCUGCGUCCCUCGGAGGCGGCUCGGAGCCGCCGCGGCCUGCAGGGGAGGCCCCGCGCCGGUGCCUCCCGGCCGCCAUCAUCCCGGCGUGCACCUCGGCGGCGGGCCGAGCCGGCGGCCAUGUUGCGAUAGUUUGUUGUUUUCUUCCUGCGGAGGAGCAGGCCGGAGGGGCCCGCGACCCGCCGGCCGCGCCGCCCCCCGCGCCCCCGGCCCGGCCCGCCGCCCCGGCCCGCCGCCCCCCGUCCUCCCUGCGCGUCCCCGGGCCCCGGCUGGCUUGGUGGGGCGAGGCUGAAGGCCGGGCCCAGUGCACACCAUGGCGACCGCCCUGGGAGCGGGCGGAGGAGCCGGCGCCGGAGAUGACGAUUUCGACCAGUUCGAUAAGCCGGGUGCCGAGCGCUCGUGGAGGAGGAGAGCUGCUGACGAGGACUGGGACAGUGAACUUGAAGACGACUUACUUGGAGAAGAUUUACUCACUGGCAAAAAGAAUCAGUCGGAUUUGUCCGAUGAAGAGCUGAAUGACGAUCUUCUACAGAGUGACAACGAAGACGAAGAAAACUUCAGUUCUCAGGGUGUCACAAUUAGUCUGAACACCACCUCUGGCAUGGUCACAUCAUUUGAGCUGUCUGACAACACUAAUGACCAGUCCGGAGAACAGGAAUCUGAAUAUGAACAAGGAGAGGACGAGCUCGUGUACCACAAAUCCGAUGGCUCUGAACUGUAUGCUCACGAGUACCCGGAGGAAGGGCAGUACGAAGGCCCUGAUGCUGAGCUGACGGAAGACCACAUGGAGUAUGUGGAGGAGCCGGAGGAGGGGCAGCUGUACAACGACGAGGUGUUAGACAUCGAGAUCAAUGAGCCCUUGGAUGAAUUCACAGAUGAAGAAUACUUGCAGGCUUGUGGGCAACAAGGGAUGAAAGAGCAGGAAGACUGUGUUGCUGAAGAGGAAUUAGAUGAGAUUUCUGAUUCCCAGGUUGCUCCUGACACGGAAGAGGGAAGCAUGGAAACUUUGGAGCUGCAGAAGGACGUAAAAGAAGAGUCCGAUGAAGAAGACGAGGAUGAUGAAGAAUCGGGACGAUUACGUUUCAAAACUGAAAGGAAAGAAGGAACAAUUAUUAGGCUCUCAGAUGUAACUAGAGAGAGAAGGAACAUUCCAGAAACUUUGGAGCUUUCAGCAGAAGCCAAAGCCGCGUUGCUUGAAUUUGAAGAAAGAGAGCGACAGCAUAAACAGGGACGCUAUGGCUCAAGGCGGGGCGGAAGGAGAGGAGGCUCUUCCCUGUGUCGUGGAGUGGGCGACCAGAGGAGAGAGAACAGUGACAGGGCGCGAGGGAAAGAGCCCAGGCCUGCCCUGCUGCCCACACAGCCCCCUGUGCUGACGCACUCUCCGAGGCUGAUUCCUCCGCCUCAGCCCCAGCCUCCCCCUCCGCCGCCGCCACCGCCUCAGCAGCAGCCGAUCAGAAGUCUGUUCCAGCAGCAGCAGCUCCAGCCUCUGCUCCCCCUGCAGCACCCUCACCACCCCUCGCCCCCUCAGGGCGUGCACAUGCCCCCGCAGAUGGAGGCCCCCAGGGUGAUGAUGACACCGCCGCCCGUGACCCCACAGCAGCCCAAGAACAUACACAUAAACCCCCACUUCAAAGGGGCAGUGGUGACGCCCGUCCAAGUGCCCUUGCUGCCCGUCCCGAGUCAGCCGAGACCUGCCGUGGGGCCCCAGAGAUUCCCCGGCCCUCCAGAGUUCCCGCAGCACACGCCUGGCCCCGUUCCUAACAGUUUCAGCCAGCCCCCGCGGCUUCCCCUGCAGGACCCGUGGAGGACCCCACCCCCUCCGCAGGAGCGAGACCCUUUCUUCCUAGGAGUUUCAGGAGAACCAAGAUUUCCGAGCCAUCUCUUCCUGGAACAGCGAAGUCCCCCUCCACCACCUCCUCCUCCCACGCUUCUUAGCAGUGGUCACCCUGUGCCCACGCCCAGCCCCUUGCCCUUCACCCAGCCUGGGCCAGCGUUUAAUCAGCAAGGACAGCAGCCUGUGUUCCCCAGGGAGAGGCCUGCCAGGCCAGCCCUCCAGCCGCCGGGGCCGGUGGGCCUUCUUCACUUUAGCCAGCCAGGGUCCACAGCCGCACGGCCCUUCAUGCCUCCGCGACAGCCCUUCCUGCCGGGCCCGGGACAGCCGUUUCUGCCCACGCACACCCAGCCUAGUCUCCAGGGGCCCCUGCACCCCCCCCUGCCUCCCCCACACCAGCCGCAGCCGCAGCCCCAGCAGCAGCCCCCGCUCCAGCCCCAGCAGCAGCCCCCGCUCCAGCCGCCCCCGCAGCACCAGCCGCCUCCGCAGCCGCAGCACCAGCCUCCUCACCAGCCGCAGCACCACCACCACCACCACCUCUCGGUUCCUCCCCCGCCCCUGCUGCCCAUGGCACAGCCCCAGUUCAGGCCUCACCUGCCGGCGGCUCAGCCUCAGCCCAGCAGCAGUCGGAUGCAGUGCCCCCAGCGCCAGGGGCUCAGGCAUAACACGGCUUCUCAGAAUGUAACCAAACGGCCCAUGCAGCAGAUGCCCCCGACGGCGCCGCGAAACAGUAAUCUGCGUGAGCUGCCCAUAGCCCCGUCCCAUGUGAUGGAAAUGAGCAGCGCUCGCUGCUCCUCCACCCCUGCGGCUCCACUGAGACCUGCCGUCAGCACGUCACCCCCCGCCAGGCCGGGGGCCGCGUCCAGGACCGCGCAGGGGAGGACAGAGGCGAGGCCCAAGCCUGUUAGCCCGGUGGUUCAGCCUCAAGAAGGAGCGGAAACGGGACCGGAGUUUCCUGAUGAAGAUGAAGAAACGAGGUUGUACCGCUUAAAGAUAGAGGAACAGAAGCGCCUCCGGGAAGAAAUCCUGAAGCAGAAGGAGCUGCGGCGCCAGCAGCAGGCGGGUGCCAGGAAGAAGGAGCUGCUGGAGAGGCUGGCCCAGCAGCAGCAGCAGCAGCAGCAGCAGCAGCAGCAGCAGCAGCAGCAGCUCGGCGCCCCCCCUGCCCCGGCCGAGCAGGAAGAGCGGGCGUCCUCCCCAGCGCCCGCCAAUGGUAACCCGCUGUUACCCUUCCCGGGGGCACAGGUCAGACAGAAUGUGAAAAACAGACUUCUUGUGAAGAGCCAAGAUGUCACUCUUUCCACCGCUCCACCCAAGACGUCAAAUUUCGUGCCAUCUGGUGCUCCCACGCAGUAUCAAGGACAGCAGAUGAAGUCACUGAAGCCUCUGAGACAGGCCAGAAGCAUACCUCCGUGUCCGGCUCAGCACAAAGUCCUGCAGGUGAAGCCUGCCGACGGGGAGGGCCUGCCCCCGCCCUCGCAGACGGCCCGCGUGGCCUCCCUCCAGGGCCGGCCCCCGGAGGCCAAGCCUGGCGCCAAGAGGACUGUCAUGCACCGGGCCAGCAGCGGCGGCGGAGACGGGCCGCACGUCGGCUCCAAGGUCAGGGUGAUUAAGUUGUCAGGCGGGCAGGGAGGGGAGAGCGAUGGCUGUUACCACCCAGAGGGCCAGCCUCAGCGGCUCCCUCCAUCCCCAGAAGUGAGACCGCAGCCUGCCCGCAAGGUGACGCUGACCAAGGGGGCCCUUCCGCAGCCCCAGCACCCGCCGGUGGCGGCCCACGUGCACUCGGCCGGCCCUCCAGCCAUCAAGAGCAUCCAAGGGAUUCACCCGCCCAAGAAGGUCAUCAUGCACGGGAGAGGCCGAGGAAUGGCGGGCGCCGUGGGCCGGGGACGCCUGAUGCCCAACAAGCAGAACUUGCGGGUGGUGGAGUGCAAGCCUCAGCCCUGCGUCGUGUCUGUCGAAGGGCUUUCUUCAUCCACGACGGACGCCCAGCUGAAGAGCCUGCUCGUGUCGGUGGGACCCAUCCAGAGUUUACAGAUGCUCCCCCAGCAGCGGAAAGCCAUAGCCAAGUUCAAGGAACCAGCCCAUGCGUUAGCGUUCCAGCAGAAGUUCCACAGGCACAUGAUAGACUUGUCCCACAUAAACGUGGCCUUGAUCGUUGAGUGACUUCCAGCAGGAGAGGCUGACCGCGACGCUGCACGUGCUGUGGGAUUUCCUCGCGGGGGCUGCGGGCGCAGAGUCCCCGCGAGCUCAGGCUCCGUCCACAGUCCUGCGUGGCUGUUGUCCGGAGCAGCCGACGGCCCAGUGUUGGUUCCAGAAGAGCUGGACUCAGGGCCGGGCCGACCGGAGCAGGUGUUAGACGCUCCACAUGCUGUGUCACCACCAAGAACUACAGUUUCCGCUCCUUUUGUUUUCCAAGUGCUUACGAUGCAUGUAGACACUGUUCUUCGUGACCUUACUGUGUGACCGACUACAGUGACUUAGAUUGAGGAGAGGACAGGGACGUCCCACGCUCUCAGUGUUCCCACGCAGAGAACAUUUGAUAAUGGUUGCACUUAUCUUCAGUGCUGGCUAGGCAAGCAUCCUCUCAACCAGCCCCACUUGCGUUGUCUUCUCAGGAAGCCCUCAAAAGGCUCUUGCCAAAACGUAGAUGAAAAUGCGGGGCUUAUGACGGACAGUCGCGUAUCCUGGAGAGCAGGGUUGAGGGUGGUUGGGAGCGGUGCCAGUUGUGUGGCAGAUUCUGCUUCUUGUAAGUAGUCUAAAGCGCCAACUGUGUACUUCUAGGUGCAAAGGGACCGCCCCGUCCCGCUCUCCCGAGGAAGGCCAGGGCCGGUGGGCUCCGGGGCGCCCCCAGGCAGAGCAGGGGUCACACCCUCGCGCGGGGCCCUCCCCACGGCACGUCCUGGGCGAGGCGCAGGGACAGCGCCAAGUGUAACAGACCCAUUUGGUAUUUCCUCUUUUUAAAUGCAGCCCCAAGUGGCAUAUUGGUGUCCUCGGCUCUGUCACGUCUGUCCCAUUCUUGCGAACCUGGCUGUUGUUGCUGUGAUUAACUUCCUCUUUUGAAGGCCUUUUGAGCAGAGGCUGCACCGUCCUUCACUGGACCCCGAGAGCAGGGGGACGCGGGCCCUGGUCGCUCACACGGCGUGUGAUGUCAGGGCGGCGGGGAGCCUGCCCCGGGGGCUCUGCCCACCCUCAGGUGAGACGCUCCCUCCCCAUGCAGUCGUCUGUGGUCAGAUCCGUUCUGCAAACGUUGACAAAAGUGCCUUACUGUAUUUCUGCUCAUGAUGGAGUUUCAUUUUCUUGGAUUUAUUCUAACGGCCUGAGCUAUUUGAACCAAUGCUGCUGGGCGUACGCAGAUUUUUUAGCUGUCUUUUAUACCUGAGACUUCCUGUCGGCUUUCUUCCUGCAACUAAGGGGCAGGGAAGUCUGGCCCACACCCUGCCUCUGGCGGCCCAGCCGGGCCCAGGCAGGAGCAGCAAGGCCCUGAAGCAGGGCGCUCUCUGUCGCGGCUUCUAGUGGGAGCUGGGACCCGCGUCACGGGCGCCUGUGUGUUAUGUUCACAGUUGCCAUUUUCUGUUGUUUUUUUCAGACUGAGUUACAGGAACCAGAGGAGAGGAUUUCAGACCCUGAGACUGUGUAGUGUUGAGCCCAGAGGGGCCCGUGAGCAAGGCUAAGUCUGGGAGGUGACGGCAGUUAUGGCGGCUGCUCUUUAGAAGCUGUCGGUUCCGAGGACCACUAGGCGCUCAUAGAACGCGAUAGAACCCCUCCCACCGCGGGGCCUGGCCACCGUGUUCCAGAACGCCCCCCACCCCCGCCUGACCCUCGGGAGGUGGUGGUGUGGCCAGCCCGGCCCGGGCGUCUUCACCCGUAGGUACUGGUGCGUUUACAGAGUUCGGAGUGCAGUGUCUUUGGCUCAGUCCCCAGUGAGCUGCGUUGAAACGCCGAGCUGGGGUAUGGCAAGCUGGGCGAGGGGAAACCCAGGCCGCUUCCCCGAGCUGGGCUUGUCGUAGCCCCAGGACUUGGUGAUGCAGCGCAGUGAGUCUCACCAGUGUUUAGCAGUUUCUGAAGUCGUCGGAGUGUGCUGUGGCCUUGAAACCACACACCUGCAGGUUGUCUCUGAAAAGUAGCCACUUAGGUGCACGGUUCUCGAGUCAGUGAUAAGAAACGCAUCCCGUUUGGGCCCAGUGUUCAAGGCAGCCCUCGAGGCUCCUUGAGGGCCUGCUGUUGGCGUGGGAGCCCAGGGCGCGCGUGCGUGCGUAUGUGUGUUUGUGUGUGUGUGUGAUGUCUGCGUGCAUGCACAGCCAGCUUUUCCGGAUGGAAUGUUCUCGAGAGGCCAUAGGUCAGGUGGAGUCGAGCUGAGCCCUUUGUGUGAGGCCCCGGUUAGAAAGGCCCCCACAGUCACCCCUAGUGCACACGGCUCUGGGCACGGGCACACUCGGUGCCAGCCAGCCGGGAACGAAGGCUUAGUUUCCUUGAGAGAAACUGGACAAGGAAAGAAGCAGAAUUAGAAAGUAGUGUUACUUCUAUUUUCGGUGCGCUUCUCGCGGGAAAUCCGGCCACCGUAAGCUGAACCCUCUUGGAAGAUCUGUUGCAACCAUUAUCUUUGUUCUUAUUUAUCAUGCAUUUAAAAUGAGAUGCAGAAGCAUUCAACAUACUAUGUAAAUACGGACCUUGGAAAAUUAAAAUGUUAUUGGAAAUGCUUUCAAUUCAACAACAUCUUAGCUAUUUGUUAGUUCUUUUGUGUUGUCUUAUCAAAGUUUAAUGGAUACAGUUCCAUAAUUGUUGAUGUGUUUGUGUGUAUAUUCGAUUUUUAUAAAGAUGGUAGUAAGUCAAUACAUUUAUCCUGAUCUGUGUAUUAUUUGUCCACAAGUUCAAGAAGCCAGGAAAUAGCAGCGUUUCUCACCGAGGCAGCGCGGCAGGCACUUGUGUGGAGCUGAGCUGCGUUUCUUUUGCAUUAUCUUGUUCUGACUUGAUGCUGUAAUAGAAGUUCACUUAGAUGCUUUACCUGAGCCUAAUCUCGCAUUGCUGUCGGUCUGGCCACGUUGUUACAUCCUUACUACCAGUCUUCCGAAGGGGAAAUGGCGGCUCUUCUUCCCGGAGGAAAUGUCGAGGGGUCCCCCUUCCCUUGGUGGACAAGUGGCGUCCUCAGGAGGUGCCUGUGCCCUGCUCCCCAGGGCUGGGGCUGGGGCUGGGGCUGGGGGCGGCGGUGGGGAGGGCUCCAUCACCACCGUUUCUGAUUUGGGUCUUCGCACGAUUUGUAAAGGUCCUGGAAAAACAGUUGUUUGUGCUUGGUUCUGUUUCUGCAUUGUGACAGGGCUUCGGUCCUGCACCCAGGGGGUCUUUUUUUUCUAAAAGCAUGUUGCUUCAUUAUGCAAACUGGAGGCUGGGAGAGGGUGUGUUGAGUAACGGGCCAGGAGGAGGGGCGUGGGGGGCGAGAGGCAGGAAGGAGGGGGUGGGGACACGUGUCAGCAGCCAGCCUCUGCUCACACGCCGGCCUGUAAGAGGGCCAGCCGUCCAGUCGGGAAGCGGGCGGGCCGGCGGGCACGCGCUGCUCUCGGUAGGUGUCUGGACGCCCUGGCGGAGGGCAUCGCCUCGGGCUCCUGGACCGCCUGGCUCUUGGCCCAGGGGAGGCCUGGCCGGCUCUUUGGAGGGUGGAUGAGGCCUGAGGCCAGCUGGGUUUGGAGAACCUGUCACCUCUGGUUUGUUUUGGUUGUGGUUUUUGGUUUUGGUUUUUCUUUUCGCUUAUGGUUUUUGUUUUGUUCUGUUUGGUUUUUUUUGUUGUUGUUUUUUUGUUUUUGAAAUUUGCUUGUUUAAACGAAGGUAAGCUCAGUGUGCUUGUGGACCAUUGACUGACAGGGACCCUGUGGGGACAGUCAGGUUGGUAGGGGUCCUGUGCCUGUCACUGCCCUUGGGCCCGCUCGCCUCCCACCUGUCCAGCCAGUGGCCGAGGCCGGUCUGGCUCUGCCGGACUGCAGAGUGGGAGGGCCCCCGACUCCCCUUCCUCCCCUUCCUCCCCUUGAUCAGGUAGAGCCGCCCUGUCCUGUGCGCUGCACCCCCCUCCCCCGCACCUUUUUCUUUCUUUGGGGGUGCAGGGCGCUUGGAGGGUACCAUUGAUUCUUUACAGGUUUUUAAGUGACAGUAUCCUAGGAGGGCAUCAACGGGGGCGGGGGGUGAGUGAUUUACAAAAUAGGAGCAGGAGACCACCCCCCCCCCCGCGCCCCCAUGGAGGAAGUUUAUAUCAGAGGGAAAGUUGAGCUGUUUCAUUGUAUUUAAUGAGCAUUCCCUGAACCUUUUCCACUGUUUUUAAAACUUGUGAAUGACGUGUUGUUUUGGACAUUCAUAAAUAUGAACUCUCCCAAGGCAGUUAGCCUUGACUUACUCUUAAAUCCUAAGGAUUUCGUGUAAGGUUUUUUGCAACCUGUUUAAUUUUCCUCGUUCAAAGUACCCAUGGUUUUGUAUCCCGGAACCAGACAAAAGCCCCUGAUUCAUAUUGGAUCCCAGGUAUGCCUUCUGGUGGGAAAGGGUCACCGGCUUUGCACCCGUGACCUUCCCUUUCCAGAGAAUGUGUAGAAAUAAUCUUGACUCUGCCACGUUUGGUAGGAAAUCUUCUAAUUAGUUAACACGGGCAGGUAGGACAGGUAUUUUUUGGUGAGACGUUGCUUCUUCCUUUUACUUCUAGGUAACUGGAGUGUAAAAAGGUCUCCACGUUGUGUUUUGUUUUACUAAUUUUGAAAGGUAUGUGGAAAAAUACAGGCCUUUGAAAAAGAAGCCUCACGGCCUUGCAUUUUAACAUUGUCCACCGAGUGGACGCGCGGAUGUACGGUUCUCACGUAGCCUGUGUUUAGUAAUUUGGUAGCCUCUAGAAAGCAGCCCUCCUGACCUUCUUCUAGCAUGAUUUUCUUUUAAACUCUUUUCCUUUUAGGGGCGUUUUCAAAGGGCUGUUUAAACCGCGCGCCCUCUGCAGCGCUGUCGUAGAGCGAGGGAGUCACGUUUAAAGCGACACGUGUUUGUGCUCUGGGCCGAAGAGCGCGGUCGUUUCUCUCUAUAACUCAGCUUUGCUUUUCACAGGCAUGGGAUCCCGACUGUCUUUCCUCUGUGAGGAUGUUCACUCUCAGGCUUUAAUUCCGCUGUUUGGUUUUCAGGUUCACCAGCGACACAGCCCGGAAUCUGAUUUUUUUUUUUUCCUCCUCCCAUUUUUGAGCUGGUUCUCUUUGCUGGGUUCCGAGUCUCAUCUGCUGCUUGCUGCUGCGGGUCUGGGCCUCGUCCGCGGGUCCUGCUGCCCCCCCGCCCCCACCCCGGGGGGCCCACACCUCCCGACGCCGCCUUUCCCCGGGGGUCCUUCUCUCCUCCCGCCUCCGCGCCGGCGGCUCUUCGUCCGACGACGUGGUCACACCUAACCUUUGCUUUGACAGGUCUUACUCAACGUUUGUUCCUCCAGGUCUUGGGUUGGCAAGAGCGGCGUCAGGAUCCCGUGGCUUCGCGGAGGCCGCGCCGCGCCCGUGGCUACUCACCCUUGUCUGUUUCUCUCCCUCUCCUUUGCAGGACCUCUUUUGCAUGAGCUCAGUGUUAGUAGUAGCACCUCUUCUUCCCCGGGAGGUGCUGGCCGCCUUGACCUUGUUACCGCUCGCUAACCUUAGGCGUAAGCUCGAGGCGGCGUCUGGAGCUGUCACGGUUUGGGGGCGAGGGGGGCGCGCGUUGGGGGUUCAGAAAGCGAGAGAGGACCGGAUUGCUUUCCUCGGGGUUGGUCUGCUGCAUGUUUUCUGCCAAACACACUCCACUCAAUUUGCGGGAAGUGGUGCUGCCUUGUCUCACCCCGUUUUUCACGUUGCUCUGAUCACUGUGAUGCUUUCUCAGGAACAUGUGUGAAGAACAGUUGUGACAUAGUUGGAAACAAUGUAUUCUUGUGUGUACCAUUUGUGUGAGUCCAUGCUGGAAAAUGUGCCUUAAACCGUGUUGUAACUUGGAAGAUGUGUGAAUAAAAUACCUUACAGUUUC